This is a messenger RNA of Bombus pascuorum, 1672 nucleotides long. Its product is annotated as spermine oxidase-like. Gene Ontology annotation, molecular function: polyamine oxidase activity. The record is from RefSeq and is a predicted model, not a curated record. Bases 101 to 1579 code for a protein of 492 amino acids. The transcript is spliced from 8 exons. Lineage: Eukaryota; Metazoa; Arthropoda; Insecta; Hymenoptera; Apidae.
AAGAGCAUACAGUAUAUAUAAGGGUUAUCACGUAAAACUAGAUGUCCAAUCUGUCAAUUGAUAAAAGUUUGUGCAUGCAGAGUUCAUUUUACCGUCGGAGAUGCUCUAUUACUUGAUCUUUCUGUUUUGCCUGAUCUCAAGUACGAUUUCUGAAAAUACUAAAUUGCCGCGUAUAGUGAUCGUUGGUGCUGGAGCGUCUGGUAUCGCAGCUGCGUCGAAAUUGAUCGAGAAUGGUUUUGAAAAUCUUAUUAUUUUGGAAGCCGAGAAUCGAAUCGGUGGACGGGUAAAUACAGUAAAAUUUGACGAGUACGUGAUCGAUUUAGGCGCGCAAUGGGUUCACGGAGAGAAGGGAAAUGUUGCGUACGAAUUGGUAGCUCCUUUGAACAUUACAGAUCACUCGAAACCAAUUAACGAUGAAAUAUACACAUCUACUGGUGAAUUACUCGAUCCUAGAAUCACAAAGAACAUUACGGAUACUUACCUAUCUUUUGGACGCACUAGUCCGGAGAUGUCGGAUGAUGAGUGUCAGCAUUCCGUCGGCGAAUGUCUCAUAUACAAGUUCAAAGACAAUUUUGAGAUGUUUCCGGAAUUAAAUGAAACGCUACAGGAUCAAUUACUGUGGCUGUUGAAUUUAAUGGAGACCAGCUUUGAUCCUGCCGAUGACUGGUUAGAUAUCGCAGCGAAAACGUAUACCGAUUAUAGUGUGUGUGAGGGUGAUCUGUCGAUCAAUUGGAGGAAACGAGGAUAUGGUACUAUUCUCGAUAUAUUAAUGAAAAGAUUUCCAAAUCCAGAGGAUGAGUUACCUGUGCUAAACAAAACGAUACUUAAUGCUGAAGUAACGAAAGUUGAUUACUCCAGUGACGAUAAUACCGUGAAAAUAACAACGCUCGAUGGAAAAGAAUAUAUAGCCGAUCAUGUCAUCAUGACACCUUCUUUAGGAGUGCUUAAAGCACAGCACGAAACUCUCUUUAAUCCUUCAUUGCCGGAAUCAAAAAUUAAGAGUAUUAAGGGACUGGGAUUUGGAAAUGCUUGUAAAAUAUUUUUAGCCUUCGAUGAUGUUUGGUUUACUCCCACGGAAACGAACAACGCAGGAUAUAGAAUUUUGUGGAGUAAAGAAGAAAGGGAAAAGCUUGAGAGUGAUCCAAAAACGAGGUGGAUACCUUAUACAGCAGCCUUUAACUUUGUCGACCACAAACCUCGUUUAUUGCAAGCAUGGGUAUCUGGAAGAGGUGCACGGUUAAUGGAUGACCUCACCGAUGAUGAAGUUUUUGAUCAAACAGUACAAAUAUUAAAUAAUAUGUUGUUGAAACAUCAUAAUGUCACUAGGCCAAUAGCGAUGAUAAGGAGUAAAUGGCAUCAAAAUAAACAUUUCCGGGGUACAUAUAGUUAUCAGAGCGUAAAUUCUAUAAGGACGAACUCUACCGCGAAGGAAUUAUCAGAGCCAAUUAUGAAAAUGGGGAAACCCAUAAUUCUAUUCGGAGGUGAAGCUACCAACAAAAAUCACUACUCUACAGUACAUGGAGCAAUUGCCUCUGGGUGGAGAGAAGCAGAAAGAUUAAUAAAUCUUUACGACAAUUAAUUGUAUAAUUGAAAAUGCAAUGACAAAAUACAUUUUAUUUAGAUAAAACUGUUCAUAAUUAACAUGAUAAUAAAUAUGAUACGAUAAAAAUUA